Centrocercus urophasianus (Greater sage-grouse) is the source of this 1795-nucleotide messenger RNA. RefSeq names its product mitochondrial fission factor (gene MFF). The coding region runs from base 246 to 1241 and encodes 331 amino acids. Gene Ontology annotation, cellular component: peroxisome; mitochondrial outer membrane. NCBI's taxonomy places the organism in Eukaryota, Metazoa, Chordata, Aves, Galliformes, Phasianidae. The record is from RefSeq and is a predicted model, not a curated record. The transcript has 10 exons. Gene Ontology annotation, biological process: positive regulation of mitochondrial fission.
AUGGGGUCAGCCCGCCCGGUGGCGGCGCCUCACCUGAAGGGUGGUUGAAGGCGCCUUACGCCGCUGAACGAUCCCCCGUCCGCCGGAGGCAGCGCAGGAGUACGGCAGCGGCGGCCCGGCCGGGGCAACAGGCGGGCCGGGCAGGGCCGAGCGCGUUACGCUGCGUCUGGGGUCCUGGAUCCACGGCCGUCUCACCGCGCUGUGUUCUCCAGCGUUUCCGGUGUGUUUCUGUUAAGGAAAAAAGGAUGAGUGGGGCUGCGUUCCCAUCACCAGCUGCUGAGAUGGCAGAAAUCAAUCGUCUUCAGUAUGAGAUGGAGUACACCGAAGGGAUCAGUCAGCGCAUGAGGGUCCCAGAGAAACUCAAAGUGGCUCCUCAGAACGCUGACCUUGAGAAGAGCAUCCCAGAAGGAUUUCCAAAUGCCAGUGUAACUAUGCAGGUUCCAGAGCGGAUUGUAGUGGCAGGUAAUAGUGAAGACAUUCCACUUUCCAGGCCUCCAGACCUCGACCUUCUUCAGUCUACUCCAUUCAAACCACUGGCAUUGAAAACUCCUCCCCGUGUUAUUUCUCUUAGUGAUCGACCACUAGAUUUUUUGGACUUAGAAAAACCUCCACAACAAAUGACCCCUCAAAAUGAAGAGGUUCGUUCAGUGGGAAGACUGAAGAGAGAACGUUCCAUGAGUGAAAAUGCUACUCGACAGAAUGGCCAGCUGGCCAGAAAUGAUUCCAUGUGGCACAGAUCAGAUACUGUCCCAAGAAAUAAAAUGCCACGGUUCCAGUCACCUCUUUCGACUAAGGAUUGCACUGUGACACCAUCAGUGCAACAGGCUCGUGUCUGUCCUCCCAAUAUGUUGCCUGAAGACGGAACUAAUCUUUACUCUGCUCGUGGCAUUUUAUCGUUUAUCCAGUCUUCCACACGUAGGGCUUACCAGCAGGUCUUGGAUGUGCUGGAUGAAAAUCGCAGGCCAGUGUUACGUGGUGGGUCAGCUGCUACCACUUCCUCUAACCCUCAUCAUGACAACACCAGGUACGGUCUUUCCAACAUGGAUACCACACUUGAAGGAACACCAGACGACAUGACUGUUGUAGAUGCUGCUUCCUUAAGAAGGCAGAUAAUCAAACUUAAUCGGCGUCUCCAGCUUCUGGAAGAAGAAAACAAAGAGCGUGCUAAAAGGGAGAUGAUCAUGUAUUCAAUUACUGUAGCUUUCUGGCUACUCAACAGCUGGCUUUGGUUUCGGCGCUAGACACAGCUCUGAAAGAUUUAGUCGAUCAAAAUACCAACAGAAUUUGCAAAACUCUGUUUCUGAAUUGUAUGCUGUUUUAUAAUUCAUUCACUGGAAACUUCCACCACAGAAAAAAAAAGCCUAUAGAAUUGCAGUGUUAAAGGGACACCUUGUUGUUCAGUUAUGCUGUAUUUAAUAGAUUUGCAUUGUGAAUACUUGCAGUAUCCUCCUUUGCAUGCUUCAAUGUAAAUACGGAUCAGCUGAUUUUGAGAUGAAGCCUGCUUUGUGCAAUGUAAGGAGAGUGUCCGACAGGAAUAAUCACUGGAUUUUUUUGUUGUGGUUGGGAGAGAACAAAUCAAAUUGGGUUUGGGGAAAAAAUAUCAACACAAAGUAAUGAAAUCUAGGUUUUAUUGAUCUGUUGUUAGAUGCAAGUGAACAUCAUUGCACUAGUUCUCCUUCAGUCUAACUUGUAUCAGAGGUGUGCCAUAUUCAAGGAAUGUGUCCUGUUUCAUGAGUAUGUUCCUAGUUUAAGGCUGUGUUCAGGUCAGAUAAUAAAAGGUCUUUGCUAACAUGCA